AUGUUAAUUAAUUCAAAUUAGAUUGUAAAUUAUUUGAGUGAUUUAAAAAGAAAAUAAAAAAAUAAAAAAUAAUAAUAGAUUGUAAAAUUUUAAAUAACUUUGGAUGAAAUGUAAUCAAGAAAUGUUUUAAUUAAAACAGCUGAAAGGUAUAAUAACAUAUUGAAAUUUCCGACCGCAAAAAAGCAAGAUUUAAUAAACUUUUAUAAACAUAUUAGAAGUGAUGAACCACAUAAUAUUUGUUUGCUAGAUUCAGGCAACACAGUCUAUGAAGUCAGAAAUGCGCCUUUUUUUUAUUUGUUUGCUUGUUUAUUAUAAAUAAAAAUAAUCACUUGA
This is a messenger RNA of Tetrahymena thermophila SB210, 333 nucleotides long. RefSeq lists its product as hypothetical. NCBI's taxonomy places the organism in Eukaryota, Ciliophora, Oligohymenophorea, Hymenostomatida, Tetrahymenidae. The transcript has 4 exons. The record is from RefSeq and is a predicted model, not a curated record.